Messenger RNA from Melanotaenia boesemani (Boeseman's rainbowfish), 1996 nucleotides. Its product is annotated as meiotic recombination protein REC8 homolog. Gene Ontology annotation, molecular function: chromatin binding; protein binding. The record is from RefSeq and is a predicted model, not a curated record. Gene Ontology annotation, cellular component: synaptonemal complex; cohesin complex. Gene Ontology annotation, biological process: replication-born double-strand break repair via sister chromatid exchange; synaptonemal complex assembly; mitotic sister chromatid cohesion. NCBI's taxonomy places the organism in Eukaryota, Metazoa, Chordata, Actinopteri, Atheriniformes, Melanotaeniidae. The transcript is spliced from 17 exons. Bases 1 to 1755 code for a protein of 584 amino acids.
AUGUUUUACUACCCUGCUGUCUUAAAGCGUCAUUCAGGAUGUUUUUCCACAAUCUGGCUGGUUGCUACAAAAGGCAUCAAAGUUCCUCGCCGGGACUUCCUGAAGGUCAACGUUAAAAGCACCUGUGAUGACAUCAUGGACUAUGUGCUGGAGCGGGUCCCUGCACCACAACCAGGUCUGCCACGCCCUCGGUUCUCCCUCUACCUCUCCUCCCAGCUUCAGUAUGGCAUCAUCUUGGUCUACCACCGUCAAUGUGCUAUUCUCCUGGAGGAACUUCAGUCUGUUGUGGGCCAGCUAUUGAAGCAGAGAAGCUUCUUGAAAAUUGACAUGGAUGACCACAGCAAACAAGCUCUGGUCCUGCCAGAUGCCCUGUCUCUCAUGGAGGAAGUUGAAGGAGCUCCUGAUCCUUUAUUUGGAGUGAUGCACCUGCAGGAUCUCAUGCCCAGUCCCAGUACACUGAUAGAGAUGGAUCAGGAGUAUCUGAAGGAAGCCUCUCCUCAACUUCCCAAACUUCCCAGCCCAGCAGCACCUGCUGCUAAGCUGGAAAAUGGCAUAACUGCAUCUCCAGACACCAUCACUCUCAGAGAGCUGGAGCCUGUUGCUAUCCCCUCUACAGAGUUUGAGGGUGAAGACCUUAUUGAUAGCAGUCCAGAUGUUAUUGACUUCCUCUUGGCCCAAACUGAUCACUUUCCAGAAGGAAGUGUAGAGUUACCAAGAGAAGAGUUGGCACCCAGGGAGAAAGAGAAGACAAAGGAGCUUACAGAAUCCACCACUGAAUUGCAGCCAACAACCGUCUCCAGUGAGGAUGCCAUGUUGCUGCCUCAACAAAAGCCUGCAGAAAUGUCCCCCAGAGUCGAGCUCACCCCCGUCUUUGUGCCUGCCAUCCCCUCGCCACCUUCUGCACAGAGGAAACGUGAAAGACGCCUGCAAAGUCUGGAGGUAGAGGAUCUCCCUCCAGAGGUGGAGGUGAAGAAGAAGAGGAGGAGGAGGAAGCUGGUCUUUUUUGACUCGGAGACACAGCUCUCUCAGGAGGAGCAGCAGCGGCAGAUCAACAACCCUCUGACCGAGACCAGACGCCCACUUCUCCCGCUGCCCUCCACUCACAUGGUCCAUCCUGCUUCUGAGCUCCUCAACAACCCCUGCAGCUUCUUGCCCGAGGAGAUUCAGUUUCUAUGGAGACGGGUUUCCACCAUCAAGCCUGUCUUAGGCGUGGACCUUCUGGUUGGGGAAAGAGGGCCCGAGUCCAGUGACUCUGAGAGGGAGAGGGAGAUGAUGGAGGUGGCAGACAGAGAGGAGCAGAGACUUGAACUGAGCCCCAAAGAGGUCCAGAGAGAAAUGCUGGAGCCAGAGAUUCUUUAUUUGUCAGAUCAGGGUAUACUGCCACUGGAGACCUCGGACCAGAGGGAGCUGUCACGAGAAAUCUCACCCAUAGUUACAUCCGAGAGAGAGGGGUCCACUGUCUCCAGGUCUGUGUCUAUGCUGCAGGACAUCCCAGAGGUUGUGGAUGUGACGACUGAGAUAGAAGCAGCAGAGUUUCCCAGGCUGUUGCCGGAGUCACCGGAGCUUCAAGUGGAGUCUGUACUUUUUCAUUCGCUCUUACCACCAGAGCUCGACCGCAGAGCUGUCAGCAACAUCUUUCAGAGGCUGCUGGUAAAUUUAACUGCUGGGAAUAUGCGUGCGGAGCAGGACGAGCCUUAUGGGGACAUCUUGAUAUUUCCAGGAUCCAACUACCAAGAAAUGGAUCAAGCUACGUAACCAGCUCAUGCUCAUGUUUCUAUCGUUUUCUAUGUUCACUUUCAGAAUUAAAUGAUAUUAAGUUCAAAUAAUAUGCUUAUUAAACCUCAGAAGUCACAUGUUUUGUGAGUGAUUCUAUUAGUGUGUUUUUAUACAUGUAUUGUCAACAUGUUUGAAACGAUAAGAACUAUUUCACUGAGGUUUUCAUGUAACUUCACAUCAUUGUUCCAUGCUGCUGGUGUGACAAAUAUGCUGUAUUGAC